Molecule: messenger RNA, 978 nt
Organism: Hevea brasiliensis (rubber tree)
Lineage: Eukaryota; Viridiplantae; Streptophyta; Magnoliopsida; Malpighiales; Euphorbiaceae
Product: putative F-box protein At3g29830
Exons: 2
Coding region: 1-978 (325 amino acids)
Molecular function (GO): protein binding
Source: RefSeq, a predicted model, not a curated record
AUGAAUCAGGUCCACCAAGAAUCUUUUCCAAUAUACAAAGCCACUGCACUGCACCUUCCUCUUCACCACCAACAAAUCCUUCAAACCAUGGACACUAAUAACCAAGACAUGUUCAUAAGACUUACAAAUUCUCUCCUCGUCCUUAUCGUCAGUAAUUUGCCCUUUAAAGGAUCAGCAAGAACAAGCAUCCUCUCUAAGCAAUGGCUUAACAUUUGGCGAGAAAGCACCAAUCUAGAGCUCAAUGAGAGCUCCUUUGUUAAACUUGAAGAAAAUCAAGAAAUCCAGAGGAUUCAAAGAAUUACUUUCUUUGAUUUCGUCAGGCACUUCAUUGUGAGCUAUCCACAAAAGGCAAUUCAGAAAUUUGCAGUGGCAUGUUCAAAGCCAAAACGUUUCCUUUCAGACAUGCAAAAUUUUGUUACUUUUGCCAUUUCAAGAAAUGUGAAGGAGCUGGAAAUAGAUUUCUCUGAUCCUACGUGGAGAGAAGACAAUCUUGAUAAUCAUCCAGCAGUAGCUGAGUUGCCUUUGCAGGCAUAUCACCAUGUGGGUCUUGAAUCAUUGAAGUCCUUGUUGGUGAAUUGUCCAUUGCUAGAGAGUUUGAGUUUAAGGAAUUGUUGGAAUGUGAUUGAGCACUUUGAGAUUUCUUUACCAAACUUGAAGCUAAGGAAUUUAGUUCUUGACAAGUGCAAUUUUAUUCAUGAUAUGUUCUGGAUUGACGGACCAAAGUUAAAGUUCUUGAAAUACUCAGGCAAAAUUGGUUAUUUUCACUUGUUGGAUCAACGUGAUAUGACAGAAGCUGAUCUUGACUUUGGUAUGAAGCUUGAAUUUGAGGAAGUUGGUGCCCUUCUUUAUGACUUCCUACAAGAGCUUUAUUCUGUUCGAGUUUUGACAGUCUGCAGUGUCUUUCUUCAGGUACUAGCCGCUCUUCUUUCCCUAUCAAAAGACCAAUAUAUAUCUAUGCUCUCCCUGAUGUUGAGAUAG